Brenthis ino (lesser marbled fritillary) is the source of this 801-nucleotide messenger RNA. The record is from the annotation of a GenBank genome assembly. NCBI's taxonomy places the organism in Eukaryota, Metazoa, Arthropoda, Insecta, Lepidoptera, Nymphalidae.
AUGUUAAAGACGGUCGCUUUCAUCGCUCUCGUAGCGUCGUGCUUCGCUCUUCCCGCCCAAGAUACAAGCCAUUCAGAAAAUGACAUAGACGGUGUCAGUGACUGCCUCAAAAAAGAUUCCACAUCAUGUCUAAAGUACAAGUUCUUCUCCUUCGUCGACAAAAUGAUUGGACAAAAGGAAAGCUUUGCUCUAACAGACGGAGUGACUGUAGUUCGGGCGAGCGAUCUACCACCGGAAACUGGCGCACCUAGAGCCUUGGAUCCUGUUUCUAAAAUGAAGAAUUAUUUCGAAACCCACUCCCUUAGAGUGGAAGUUAAGGGUUCUGAUGUCAUCGACACUGUAUCUAGUGUGGGUCGUGCCUUAGAAGACACAGUAUCAUCAUUCACAGAAGACAGUGAUUUAUCAGAAGAAGAAGAAGGUAGAGGAAAAAAGAAGAAGGCCUCCAAAAUUAUGGGACCAUUGAUAGGUGCUGUUGUUUUAAAAAUGGCAAUGUUGAUGCCUUUAGCUAUCGGUGCGAUCGCUCUGAUUGCUGGAAAGGCAUUAUUGAUUGGAAAACUAGCGUUAGUUCUGUCAGCUAUAAUCGGUUUGAAGAAGUUGCUCUCACAGCAGAAGCACGUAACUUAUGAGGUGGUAGCCCAUCCCCAUCAUACGUCCAGUCAUACUUCCAGCCAUGAUUACGCUGGCGCAAGUGGAUAUGGAGGAGACUCAGGCGGAGGCUAUAGCAGUGGUGGAGGACACAGCGGAGGAGGCUGGGGACGAUCUCUCGACGCUCAGAACCUAGCUUACGCCGCGCAAAAGCAA